Molecule: messenger RNA, 984 nt
Organism: Teleopsis dalmanni
Lineage: Eukaryota; Metazoa; Arthropoda; Insecta; Diptera; Diopsidae
Exons: 1
Coding region: 1-984 (327 amino acids)
Biological process (GO): DNA integration
Molecular function (GO): nucleic acid binding
Source: RefSeq, a predicted model, not a curated record
AUGGGUAAUCUUUCUAAAGAACGAGUCACAGAAUGCUUGCCGUUUAAUGUUACUGGAGUCGAUUUUGCCGGACCAAUACCCACAUAUUUAAAGAUAAGAGGCAAGCGACCAUAUAAAUCUUAUAUUGCUGUGUUUGUAUGCUUUGCAAGUAAAGCUGUGCAUUUGGAGGCUGUAACAGAAUUAUCUGCAGACGCAUUCAUAUCAGCGUUAAAACGAUUCGUUGGUCGUCGAGGUGUGCCUAUGAAGAUAUUUUGCGACAACGCAACAAAUUUCGUUGGUGCAGACAACAAGCUCAGAGAGUUCCGCAAUUUCUUUAAUAAACAAUGUACAAUUAAUACCAUCACGUCACAUUGCGCAAAUUUACGUAUUGACUUUUCCUUUAUACCGCCAAGGGCACCUCACUUCGGAGGUCUCUGGGAAGCUGCGGUAAAAAUUGCAAAAUCACACUUGUACAAAACCCUAUCAAAUGCUCGACUUACAUUCGAAGAACUGGCUACGGCUCUCGUCGAGAUCGAAGCUGUGAUGAAUUCCCGUCCACUUACAAGUAUAUCCACAGAUCCUAAUGACUUGUCAGUAUUAACACCAGGCGAAUUGCUAAUCGGCAAAAAACUAAAGCACAUACCGGAACCAGUGAUUACGUCACAGGAAAUUUCGUUGCUUGCUCGAUGGAAACGAAUUACUGCAGUAAAAUCUCAAUUUUGGCGUCGCUGGCAACAUGAAUAUUUAUGCACGUUACAAUCACGAAAUCGUUGGCAACAUUCAACUCGCAAUUUAAGGGUCGGUGACUUAGUAAUUAUUCAUGACGAUAACCUGCCACCUAUGAAAUGGCUUCUUGGUCGCAUCAUUCGCACGGUAACAGGAGCAGAUGGCAAGGUCAGAGUGGCAGAAGUUAAGACGCCUGAAACCACACUCACUCGACCCAUUGCGAAGCUGGCGUUAUUACCAAUAUUGAAUUCAGAUGAUUCAAUGGGGCCGGGAUGUUAA